Messenger RNA from Megachile rotundata (alfalfa leafcutting bee), 1933 nucleotides. Its product is annotated as serine/threonine-protein phosphatase 2A regulatory subunit B'' subunit gamma. Gene Ontology annotation, cellular component: centrosome; spindle. The record is from RefSeq and is a predicted model, not a curated record. Lineage: Eukaryota; Metazoa; Arthropoda; Insecta; Hymenoptera; Megachilidae. Gene Ontology annotation, biological process: cortical cytoskeleton organization; microtubule cytoskeleton organization; positive regulation of B cell differentiation.
UUCUUCAAUUAAUAAACUUUGCGAUUAAGUGAGGUGAAGAAAAAGAGAUUUUAGCACGAUACGAAUUGGAGAACAUUUUGGGAAUAAAAAUGCCAUUGGCGUUUAGAAUUCGUGUUUUCCACAUUUUUGAAAAAUAGAUAUCUACAAUCUUUGUCUUUUCUAACCAAAAACAUAUAAAAUAGACAAAGAUCCACCGAACUUCUGCAAGUCACCGCAUGAGGUCACACCUGAGCUUUUGUCACUAAACUCUCUGAGAUCAGCUGGAGUAUAGCAAAAUGUAUUAUAGUGCUUUUUGUAUAAUGAUUCUGUUCUGUUCUUUAUUUUCUCUUUCGAGAGGGCGCUUGGGAGGUUGUAUAAUGAUUCUAUCUAAUCUUAGUUACAAGUGAUUCAAAACAAAAACAAAUGGAACUGGAAACAGUACUUCGAAAAUGUGCUGUAGCAAAUAAAUCAGAAGAACAAUUGGAAGAACAUGAAAAAAAAGAAGACGAAUAUUUUCAAAAAAUAUAUGAACAGUGGAAGGGCGCCAAAGCUAAAGAUAAAGACUUAACUUAUAAAGUGAUUCCUAAGUUUUAUUUCAAGCUACCAAAAGAAGAUGAAAUUUUGCCACAAAAAUUACGAGAAGAAACACGAGCUUUAUUCCUGCAAAGGCGUUCACGACAAUUACUUGAUAACAAUGAACUGAAAGCAUUAUGGGUACUUUUGGAUAAACAUCAUAGUCCACCUUUAUCGGGGGAAGAACAACUAAUAAAUUAUGAAGAUUUUAAGAAAGUGGGUAAAUUAGCUGGCACAAAAUGCAACCCAUACUUCACUGCUGUUGUAUUUGCUAAAUUACAGCAGGGCGAUCCUCAUGGUAGAAUUAGUAUAAUGGCAUUGUUUAAUUAUGUUAUGAGAAAAGUUUGGUUACAUCAAACAAGAAUUGGUCUUUCUUUAUACGAUGUUACUGGUCAAGGAUAUCUCAGAGAAUCAGAUUUAGAAAACUAUAUUUUGGAAUUAAUACCAACUUUGCCUCAACUUGAAGGACUUGAAAAAUCUUUUCAUUCAUUUUAUGUUUGUACUGCAGUAAGAAAAUUUUUAUUUUUUCUUGAUCCUCUCAGAACUGGUAGAGUUAGAAUACAAGAUAUUUUGGCAUGUAGUUUCUUAGAUGAUUUAUUAGAAUUAAGAGAUGAAGAUUUACCUAAAGACCUUCAAGAAGCAAACUGGUUCUCAGCUCCGUCAGCUCUUAAAGUGUAUGGACAGUACCUUAAUCUUGAUAGAGAUCAUAAUGGAAUGCUUAACAAAGAGGAACUUGCAGGAUAUGGUACAGGAACAUUAACUGGAGUAUUCCUAGAAAGAGUAUUCCAAGAAUGUUUAACUUAUGAGGGAGAAAUGGAUUAUAAAACAUAUUUGGACUUCGUUUUAGCAUUAGAAAAUCGACAUGAACCACAAAGUUUACAUUAUUUGUUUAGAAUCCUUGAUAUUAAUAAUCGUGGUUAUCUUGACACAUUUUGCCUUAAUUACUUUUUUCGGGCUAUACAAGAACAAAUGACCAUGCAUGGUCAAGAACCAGUCAGAUUUGAAGAUGUGAAAGAUGAAAUAUUUGAUAUGGUAAAACCUGCAGAUCCUUGUAAAAUCACGUUGCAAGAUUUAUUAUCAUGUGGUCAAGGAGAUACAAUGGUCAGUAUUUUAAUAGAAUUCCAUGGUUUCUGGGCAUAUGAAAAUAGGGAAGCUAUGGCAGCUGAUACAGGUGAUGAAUCAUCCCAUGUUUGAAAGAGAAACGUUUACAAAAUAUGUAUGGCACAUUCCAGCAAGAUUUUAUACAAAAGACCAUAUAUGUUUUUAAUCUUUUACAAGUAUUAUUUAUGAUUUGUAUAAUCUUGUAUCAAGACGUUUAGUAAUAUUCACAAAAGAAUUUGUACUAUAUAUUCUUUGUAAUAAAAAUAUUUUUCUAAAACUA